CGCUGAUUUUGAGCGUUUUAAGUGUCACAUUAUAGGACAAAAAGUGAAUAAUUUUUUUUAGUAUAUUUAAUAAUUUGUUAAUCUGUUUAGCAAUCUUUUCCCUAUCGACAGUAGUAGUAACACACAAACAACACGACUGGAUAGAGCAGAUAUAUAUUAGUUAACUAAUGUGCAUCUUAAUUUCUUGUUUAAAAAAAAAAAACAACAACAACAACAUUUAUUUGGCAUCUCAAUUCAAUAACAUUGGAUGUGUGUGAAUAAAAAAUAAUAAUAGUUGCUACCGAACAAAAAAAAAUGGUAUAGACAUCAACGUUGUAUAAACGUCAGAAAUUGAACCAGAAUUGCCAAAAUUCCAUUGUAUUCUGGAUAACACAGAUAUUAUAUUCUGGAAAAAAAGCCUCGAAAAUCGCUACUAUGAGUAAUUGUAGAGUUUGUGGUUCUGAAGGCAAUUUGCGUCGUUGUUCAAAAUGUAAAAUAGCAUAUUAUUGUUCACAAGUGCACCAGCAAAGUGAUUGGCGUGUCCAUAAAAUCGAAUGUAAAAAAUUCUCCAACAACACAUCGUCCACAAAUAAUAAUUCGAGCACUGGCAGUUUAUUCGACAGCCUGGAUUCGUAUCGAGAAAACGAUCACAUUAGUUUGUGGUCAAAUUUAAAUCCAACCAGUUCACAUUCACCAUCACCGUCAUUGUUAAGUGAAUCUGGACAUGAUGGAUAUUUAAGUGAAAACAGCAGUGACGUCUCUCAUUAUUUAUCCGAAACAAAUUCAUAUUUUGCCAAAGACGAAGAAAGUGAAAAAAGUCAAAGGCAUUUCAGCACACUGUCGGACAAUACAAUGCAAAUCUGUGAUGAUAGUUUACUGAAUUCACAUCUACUGGCAAGUGAAUCACGUAACGAGGAUUUAUGUAAACAAAUUAUAAAUGACAUGAACGUUUAUGGAUUAUCUGUCAUUGACGAUUUUCUGGGCAAGCAAAAGGGAAUGGAAAUACUGAACGAAGUGCAUUCCAUGUAUUCGGCUGGUGUGUUUCAGAACGGACAAAUUGUAUCCAGUACACUUGCUGAAAGAGAUCUUCAAACGAUUCGUAGCGAUAAAAUCACAUGGGUAAAAGGAACGGAAUCUGGCUGUAUCAAUAUUGGAUUUUUAAUAAACCAAAUAGAUAGCGUUGUGAUAUCAGCUAAUAAGAUGCAUAAUAAUGGAAUUCUAGGAAAUUAUAAAAUUAGAGAAAGAACAAAAGCAAUGGUGGCAUGUUAUCCAGGCUCAGGCGCCCACUAUCUCAUGCAUGUCGACAAUCCGAACAAAGAUGGGCGUGUUAUUACCGCAAUUUAUUAUUUAAAUUUGAAUUGGGAAACGAAAAGAAGCGGUGGAAUACUGAGAAUCUUCCCGGAACAUGGUGACACCGUUGCAGACAUUGAACCGAAAUUCGAUCGAAUUAUAUUCUUUUGGUCGGAUCGUCGAAAUCCGCAUGAGGUGCAGCCGGCGCAUCGGACCCGGUAUGCCAUUACGGUGUGGUAUUUUGAUGCUGAAGAACGGGCAAUGGCUAGAAAUCGAUAUCGCCAAUAUCCGCAGAAAGUGACAUAGCAUUGCGGUGAACCAUUUUGUUUGUAAAAUUGUUGCCUUUCAAUUUGCUACACCACAUCCAUUUGUAUAUAUAAAUCUGUUUUGUUAUGUGCUGUGCAUUUUUUCUUUUUCUUUUUGAAACACGACAACAUACCAAAAAAA
This is a messenger RNA of Bradysia coprophila, 1716 nucleotides long. It is a transcript of the gene Hph, whose product is annotated as HIF prolyl hydroxylase. Gene Ontology annotation, biological process: cellular response to hypoxia. The record is from RefSeq and is a predicted model, not a curated record. NCBI's taxonomy places the organism in Eukaryota, Metazoa, Arthropoda, Insecta, Diptera, Sciaridae. Gene Ontology annotation, molecular function: L-ascorbic acid binding; ferrous iron binding; peptidyl-proline dioxygenase activity.